GCUCAAAAUUUACCACAACAACAGGGCGGCCGAGUAAAGGGGAGACACAAACUUUGACGUAUAUUUAUUUUCUGUUUGUAAAAGUUUUAAUAUAUGUUGUUUAUACUUUAGCUAAUUAAAUUGUACACAGAAAAUUAUUUAACCCGUAUACUAUAAAAAUGACAGGAGAAGUAGAUUCGCAUCGAAUUUUGGGUCCUAAUGGAAGAAGCUUGCGUUUAACAGGACAUGUUGGAUUUGAUAGUUUACCCGAUCAAUUAGUGAACAAAUCAGUGAAUGCAGGAUUUGCUUUUAAUAUAUUAUGCAUAGGUGAAACUGGCAUUGGAAAGUCAACAUUGAUGGAUUCUUUAUUUAAAAGAACGCUUGAAGGCAACCCUCAUGAACACAACUCACCAGCCGUUGAAAUACAGCAUGUUACCUAUGAUUUAAAAGAAAGCAAUGUAUCACUAAAAUUAACAAACGUCGAGACAGUUGGUUUUGGAGACCAGAUCAACAAGGAGGAGAGCACGAACGCCAUUCUGCAGUACAUUGAUGCAAACUAUGAGGCUUACUUGCAAGAAGAAAUGAAAAUCAAACGUUCUUUGAAUACGUAUCAUGAUACUCGAGUACAUGCUUGUUUGUAUUUCAUCGCCCCCACUGGUCAUUCGCUGAAAUCACUUGAUUUAGUUUGCAUGAAGAAGUUAGAUAAAAAGGUUAAUAUUAUUCCAAUCAUUGCAAAAGCUGACACAAUUUCGAAAAGUGAAUUGCAAUCUUUUAAAGAGCAGAUAAUGAGUGAACUGGAGAACAACGGGGUUGAAAUUUAUAAGUUCCCAACCGACGAUGAAACCGUGGCUGAAAUUAACGGUCAGAUGAACAGUCAUCUACCAUUUGCUGUUGUGGGAAGUAGAGACGAAGUGGUCAUGGGCGGUGAAAAGUUUCGUGCACGUCAGUACCCUUGGGGUACAGUUUUGGUUGAAAAUGAAAACCAUUGUGAUUUUGUGAAACUUCGCGAGAUGUUGCUUCGCACAAACAUGCAGGACCUCAUCGAGAAGACUCAUCAAAAACACUAUGAGUUGUAUAGAAAAGAAAAAAUGGAGCAAAAAGGUUUUAAAGAUGGCGAGGACAGCAUUCAAGAAGCUUAUCAAAACAAGCGCGAGCAAUACAUGUUAAGUUUGCAGAAGAAAGAGGAAACCAUUCGACAAACUUUUGUUCAAAAAGUCAAAGAUAAAGAAAAUGAAUUAAAGAAAGCUGAACAAGAGUUACAAACCAUGUUUGAAGAUAUGAAGAAGCGUCAAUCUGAAGAAAAACGCGCUGUGGAAGCAAUGAAAAAGGCCUUGGACGAAGAUCAAGCAAGUUUUAACAAAUCGAAGCAAGAAUACGCUCUUCACCAAGCAGAAAUGGCUAGUAAGGGAAAGAAACACGCGAAAAAAUAAAACUAACAAUUCAUAAAUAUACAUAUAUUUAUAUAUCUUGAAAUGUGGCCAGUGAAAAUUUUUUCUAUAGUAUCGACAUUUGUGUAUAUUAUGUAUAAAGACAAGGUUUAUGAGCUUCA
Molecule: messenger RNA, 1528 nt
Organism: Hydractinia symbiolongicarpus
Lineage: Eukaryota; Metazoa; Cnidaria; Hydrozoa; Anthoathecata; Hydractiniidae
Product: septin-11-like
Exons: 13
Coding region: 159-1409 (416 amino acids)
Biological process (GO): cytoskeleton-dependent cytokinesis
Cellular component (GO): septin complex; microtubule cytoskeleton; cell division site
Molecular function (GO): molecular adaptor activity; GTP binding; GTPase activity
Source: RefSeq, a predicted model, not a curated record